Molecule: messenger RNA, 2547 nt
Organism: Caenorhabditis remanei
Lineage: Eukaryota; Metazoa; Nematoda; Chromadorea; Rhabditida; Rhabditidae
Exons: 16
Coding region: 1-2547 (848 amino acids)
Biological process (GO): peptidyl-serine phosphorylation; signal transduction
Cellular component (GO): nucleus; cytoplasm
Molecular function (GO): protein serine/threonine kinase activity; ATP binding
Source: RefSeq, a predicted model, not a curated record
AUGAUGAUUGAUGUAGUCAAAUUUUUGAUAAGUCAUGGUUUGCUUGUUUUUCUCACUAGUAUCUCAAUGAUAGUUUGUUCACGAAAACAACCGAGAAAAAAUGUAAAACCAUCAAUCGAGGAUCAACAGGAAAUUCCAUCGGAUAUAAAUUACGAUGAGACUCAAGAUAAUGUACAAACCGUUGAAUUACAAGAGGAUCCACUGGCAAAUGUUCGUCUUUUGACACCGACACUUCCAGGUGGAUGUACUGAUGAAAAUGCAGCAAAAGAGGCAGCAACACGCCAUAAAACGAAUCAAUACUUUCCAAAACUUGAAAUUCAAAGUCGACGAAUUGUGAAUAGAACAAGUAAAGAGGAGUUGAGACGACUGGUUGAGGAAUUGCCGAUGCAUCCACCACAAAGAUAUCGAACUGAAAUAAGAGAACCUGCUUUGGAAAAGAGAGUUGAGAAAUGGAAAGAUAUCCAUGUUCAUUGGCAUGAUGUUGGUCUCGUGUUUCUGGUCAGAAAUCAUGAUACAUGCCGUUCGAAAGAUGAUUCAGGAGGUGAUACAGUUGAUAGUCCGAACAAAGAAGAUGAAGAGAGCACUAAGAUCAAUUCUGAAAUACCGAUAUCCAAUAGGACACCUAAUAAAAGCAAACGGAAAACACCAGCUCCAGUUAAACAGUCUUCGAAGAAAUCUCUGAAAGAAAGAAAGUUGGCAGCAACUCAAGAAGAAACAAUGAAAAGUGAGAACAAGACACCUCAUGGAAUGACUCCAAAACCUCCUGGGAUGCCUUCUAAUAAAAGUGGUCGAGAAUCAGAUCUAAUAAAGAAAAAGUUCGAGAAAAAGAAGAAGAAAGCAGAGAAGAAGAAGAAAGAGAAACAGUAUCAGAAGAGAUCGAAUACUCAAACAAAGACGACUGGAAAGAAAAAGAAAAAGAAGAAGAAAGAUAAAAAGAGGAAGAGAAAUUCGAGAUCAAGAGAUUCGUCGAGUUCCGAAGAAUCAGAGAGUUCAGAUGAGAGUCAGAAACAGUUGAAAGCGGUUCAGUCGAAGUUAGCCAUUGAUGCAGCCAAUAUUGAUAAAAAGUAUCAUAUGACCGGAGCACUGAUCAAAAAGCCAGAAGACCCUCCGAAUUUCGCCCGAAAACUAUUGGAAGUUGAGUGGAAAGAUAUGAUAAUUGAUCCGAGUUUAACAAAUGACGUUGUCAAAACAUUGGAUGUUUAUCUCAAAAAUCAAGCAGAAUUGAAGUCAACGGACUAUAUUAUCAUUGCUGAAAAAACUGACGAUUACGAUAAAAAGGAGACGUCUCGUCUGAAGAUUCUGACGAAAUACGAUGAGGGACGUUUUUCAGCAAUCUAUAUGGUGCAGAACGAAUCUGCUGUGGAUAAUGAUGUUGUGUCGGUUGGAAAUGGGCGAUUGAUGAUGAAAACUGGUUUGAGACAACUAUCAAGUCGUCAAAUAAUUAAUCGUCUUUCGAGAGAAAUCAAUGUUCUGAAGACAUUGUGGUCGAAAACGAACGAUCUUCCUCAACGAAUUCCGCCUCUUUAUCAUCAUGGAAGAAUGAUUGGAGUUCCGUUUUAUGUCACUAAUAUUUAUGAUGUGAAUCUGGAAAAGUGUCGAGAACAAAUGGGUGGAGGAGCCUUUAGUGUUCAAUCCGCAUUUCAUAUUGCACAAGAAAUAUUUCUGGCAAUUAAGUUUCUUCAUCGUCGACAACUCGUCCAUCGUGAUAUAAAACCAACAAAUAUCGUUUUGAGUUAUCAAAAUCGUGAUCAUUGGUACCUUAUUGACUAUGGAGACACUAUUUCAGUUGGAAAGAACUCUGCAUUAAGCCCACCAGAUGGAAUCACUAUGCCGUUUUUAUCAUUGGAAGCUCAUGAUUUGUUGAAUACCAAUUCUUAUUCCUCAUUCCAACAGGAUACAGAAUCUUGGUUUUACGUUUUGGUGGAUCUAUUGAAACCACUUCCGUGGCGAAAUAACAACAAAAUCGAGCAAGUGGCAACGGCCAAACGAGAAUUCUUGAAAAACAUUCCAAACCGUCAAACCGAAUUUCCAGCCGCAGUUAUCGAUAUUGCCAGAGUUCUUCGCACCGAUACACCACCAGUGUAUUCAGAAAUUUCUCGGAAAAUUACCGAAGGAUUAUCAGUGAGCAGAAACACGACUUCUGGAGAAAAAUGGAUUCCAGAAUGGUAUGAUCGAGCAGCAACAAAGAAAUUGAAAGAACAGAAAGCACUGAGAAGAAAGAAAUCAAGAGAAGUGUCAGAGGCAGAAACUACUGCGACGAUAACUGGAGAUAGUCUAGAAACACAAGUAGCUGAUAAAAAGGACAGAAGUGUUUAUGCAACUGAACCUCAACAAUUGGGGAAUUUGAAUCGAAAGAAAGUUUCAACUCCUCCUCCAAAUCCUGGAACGACUACAAAUAGAAUGGCAGUGAUGGUUGAUGAUGAAGAACCACAGAGACGUAGUCCCGUUCAGAAGCAACAAGAACGCUCUGUUUAUUUUACUGAUAUUCCAAUCAUUUCGCCAGACAAUGGAGCAAAGAAGAAAUAUCGAUACAAACCGAGAAAUUGA